Messenger RNA from Aedes aegypti (yellow fever mosquito), 872 nucleotides. Its product is annotated as protein MLP2-like. The transcript is spliced from 4 exons. Bases 1 to 786 code for a protein of 261 amino acids. The record is from RefSeq and is a predicted model, not a curated record. Lineage: Eukaryota; Metazoa; Arthropoda; Insecta; Diptera; Culicidae.
AUGAGUUUCCAGUGUAUGCGUUGGGGACUGUCCAUAAAUUACUCCAUUAAAUAUCGCAAUCAGCUGCAAACGCUCCAAUCACUGUAUCAGAACGAAUGUAAAAACCACGAACAGGCUCGGAACGAAAUCCGGCAGCUCAAGCAGAAGGUCGAUACCCUGAAGACCAAUCUACUGGACGAGAAGAGAGCGCAUCUGGACAAGGUGUCCAAACUGGAAGAAUCGAUCCUAAUCAAAGACAAGCUCCAAUCGCAGUUGACUCAUGUCGAGGAGGAAUUGGCCACGGCAAUCGUCAACGGGCACGGCCUGGAGUACCGGCUGAAGCAGCAGGAAGAAAGCUGUCUCCAAUUGACGUCAGAGAAGAGGGAACUUCUGAAACAGAUUGAUAAUUUGGAGGACAAUUUCAAGAACUUUACGCUUGAUUACGAAAACUCGCUGACAACUCAAACAAAGGCCAACAAAGUUUAUGAAGCCCGAUUGGAACAUUACCAGAUGAAACUGGACGAAGCCAAUAGCCAAAUCGAAUCGCAUGAAACCGACUGUCAACUUCUAAAGGAAUGGAAUGUUCGUUUGGCCAACGAGCUGGCGCAGGUAAAGGGAGCUUACCAGGGCACGUAUACUUUUCGGAUGCGACGGUUUUUGGGCACUCUACCAAGGAGACCCGGAUUUUAUGUGCAAUACUUUCUCUAUCUGUUUGUCCGAGAUGCGCCUUUACCCCGGAGGCCGAGCUAUGAGAAACGAGAGUUUGGACGAAUGAUUGCUGCCUAUCCGUAUGCUGGUGGAUUGUAGGAAGUGUGUUCCGUGUGUUAAUUGAUUAUUUUAUUUUCUUGCGUUUUUGAGAAUAGAAUAUUAUAUUUGUAGGAUAUGAAACCAAA